AUGGCGAAGCCGAAACUUCUGACGCUGAGGCGUAAGCUGAAGCGAGUUGCCGUGCUGCUGAUUCUCUUCAUUGUGGCCACGACUGUUCUGACCCUCAGGUUCGACACCGCUGCCGAUGAUGGGGCGCCGGAGCCCAACAACCUCCGCCACUCGCAUGCCACCGCGGCGGAAGAUGCAGCACUUGCUCACAUCCCACGCAGUGUUGUGGACACGUGGAGCCGGCGGGAGUACCUGAUUGUGCUGGGCGUUCCCUCCAUUGACGAAGAAGCGAGGCGAACGCAACGCAACCUGCAGCGGUCGACGUGCUGGCGGUUCCCCGGAGUGGCGACGAGGGCGAACGACUUCACCGGUGCAUUGCUCGUGCUGUACGUUAUUGGGCGACACCCGUCGCACGGAUAUGACUACUCUGCCGCGAUGCUGGAGGAGGCGGCACAGUGGAACGAUGUGGUUGCGCUGCAAAUGAACGAGGGCCUCGUGACGACUAACAAAACAGUUGGCCACUACGGCUUUUUUGGAGCUGAGGCGAAUGUCGGUUUGAGCCGCAAGGUGUACAUGUGGUUCGACCUUGCGCUCCGUCUGUUUCCGACCGCGAGGUACAUUGCGAAGGGUGAUGACGAUAUUUUUCUUCGUGUGCCGCUGUUUGUUGCUCACCUGCGCCUCCUGCCGCGCCGAGGGGUCUACAUGGGAUACCACAUUGGUGUCGCCCAGUUUGCGAAUAAGCGCUUCCCGGGUAACACUUUUAUGUUUGGCUGGUGCUUUACUUUGUCGAGGGACGUGGCGGAGGCGUUGGUGUCGUACAAGCCUCUGAGGCGCCUGGCGUACCUGCCGUACAGCGAGGAACGUGAUCACGAGUUUGCACUGCUUCAGUUUCACAGUGACGACGCCAUGGUUGGUUGGGUUCUUGAGAAGGAACUGAACUACAAGCCGAUGGUAUACGUGAAGAUGCUGCCCUGUCAUUACCAUGACGCCCGCGAUGACACCGGGCACUGGCAGGUGGUGCCGACCUCGAUGUGUGUCCAUCAUGUGCGGGGGGACGACUACGCCGCGCUCAUGGCGCGCUUCGGCAACGACACAUCGCCUGUCGCCCGUGUGGAACGGUACUCAGAAGACGUGAUAUACCCCUGUUGCGAUUGA
Molecule: messenger RNA, 1134 nt
Organism: Trypanosoma cruzi
Lineage: Eukaryota; Euglenozoa; Kinetoplastea; Trypanosomatida; Trypanosomatidae
Product: UDP-Gal or UDP-GlcNAc-dependent glycosyltransferase, putative
Exons: 1
Coding region: 1-1134 (377 amino acids)
Cellular component (GO): membrane
Molecular function (GO): hexosyltransferase activity
Source: RefSeq, a predicted model, not a curated record